CUGCGCUUUCGACGCAUGCGCUUUGAGGCGGAACUCCCUCUGUCCUCUUAGCGCGGUGAGAAAGCUGCAUCUCCCCCUCUGUCUCUUCUGAUCUGAGUCGUUUCCGGCAUGGCGGCUGCGUAUCGACUCGUCCUCGUUCGGCACGGCGAGAGCGCCUGGAACCUCGAGAACAGAUUCAGCGGCUGGUACGAUGCGGACUUGAGCCCAGCAGGCCAAGAGGAGGCGCAGCGCGGUGGAGAGGCACUGAGAGAUGCUGGCUAUGAGUUUGACAUCUGCUUCACAUCUGUGCAGAAAAGGGCUAUUCGUACUCUCUGGACUGUACUGGAUGCUAUUGAUCAAAUGUGGCUGCCUGUCAUAAGGACCUGGCGUCUCAAUGAGAGGCACUAUGGUGGCCUAACAGGCCUUAACAAAGCUGAGACUGCUGCUAAACACGGAGAAGCCCAGGUGAAGAUCUGGAGGCGUUCUUUUGACAUUCCACCACCUCCAAUGGAGCCUGACCAUCCUUUUUACAGUGUUAUCAGCAAGGAUCGUCGCUAUGCUGACCUCACUGAAGACCAGCUGCCUACAUGUGAGAGCUUGAAAGAUACUAUUGCUCGUGCACUUCCCUUCUGGAAUGAGGAAAUUGUUCCCCAGAUUAAGGAGGGCAAGCGUGUGCUCGUUGCUGCCCAUGGCAACAGCCUCCGUGGCAUUGUCAAACAUUUAGAAGGAAUGUCUGAGGCAGAGAUCAUGGAACUCAAUCUGCCCACCGGAAUCCCAAUAGUCUAUGAGCUGGACAAAAACCUGAAGCCCAUCAAGCCCAUGCAGUUCCUGGGCGAUGAGGAGACUGUCCGCAAGGCCAUGGAAGCAGUGGCAGCCCAGGGCAAGGCCAAGAAGUGAGGGAGGGGUAGGCAAUUAGUAGAAGAUCCCUCUCCUUAAUCCCUUUCCUUCCCAGCACACACCUGCCACAGCCUGAGGGAUGGGGUUCAAAGAGCCAAAGGAGGUAAAGCUCAUAUCCUUUCCUCUAGGACCAAUUUCCUUCCAUGUUCAUUCCUCCCCAGUAGAUUCUGGAGAGAUAACCAUAGGGAUGUGGUCCAGCAGGGGCUCUGAAAUUGCUCUGGAAUAAGGUUCCCAAAGUGAAGAUGGUAGGGACCUCUGGCAUUUCCAGGACAGUUUCCCCCCUUCGUUCCAUUUCAUGCAGCAGCUGUCAUUAAAAAUCACUUUAAGUGUUGUUUGACUUGCUUUGGCCAUUCACAACUAUGAUUUUAAGUGUAGGGGUGCUUCAGAGCAGAGUGGGGAUGGAAGCACCACUCUCACGUUGGAGCUUUGGCUUAUGACAUUGAAGGGCCACAGCCCAUUUUGAAUUGUCCCUGAAAGUAUAUUUGGUCCGGCGUUAAGUAACAAUUGCCAACUCAUAGUCUGUUGCCAUCAAACAGUUAGAAAGGGAUCAGGCUAGGAAAGGGAAACGCACUCACCCUGGAAUCUUCAGAUGUAGUCCCAUAAUCUUGCUAUAUAGUGCCAGUAAGCCCAGAUACUGUGUAUCAUUCUGUAUUGCUUGUCAGCCCCACAAUCUCUGUGGUAUCCCAGCCUGUCAUAGGGCGGGUCUACACUGGAGUUCACGUCUCUGUACAAUGGCUGAAUUUGCUCUAGUCUCAGUAAAAUAAAGGAAUUAUGUGCAAUA
Molecule: messenger RNA, 1657 nt
Organism: Sphaerodactylus townsendi
Lineage: Eukaryota; Metazoa; Chordata; Lepidosauria; Squamata; Sphaerodactylidae
Gene: PGAM1
Product: phosphoglycerate mutase 1
Exons: 4
Coding region: 109-876 (255 amino acids)
Biological process (GO): glycolytic process
Molecular function (GO): intramolecular phosphotransferase activity
Source: RefSeq, a predicted model, not a curated record